UUUGUUUUCUGGGGAGACGUCCGACAUGGGCAAGUUCAAGAAGGUUUGCGUCUUCUGCGGAAGUAAUUCAGGGUACAGAAAGAUAUUCAGCGAUGCAGCCCUUGAUCUUGGAAAAGAAUUGGUGCAAAGAAAGGUAGACCUAAUCUACGGAGGAGGGAGCAUUGGUCUGAUGGGAUUGGUUUCCCAAACAGUAUAUGAUGGUGGAUGCAAUGUUCUAGGAGUGAUUCCAAAGGCUCUCGUUUCGGUAGAGAUAUCAGGCGAGGCAGUUGGAGAAGUGACCAUAGUUUCUGACAUGCAUGAAAGGAAAGCUGAAAUGGCUCGUAGGGCCGAUGCUUUCAUAGCUCUUCCUGGAGGGUACGGAACAAUGGAGGAGCUGCUUGAGAUAAUAUCAUGGUCGCAGCUUGGAAUUCAUGAUAAACCGAAAUGGGACAAUGAAAGCAAGAAAUCAUCAAGUGGUGUAUACAGAUUGCAGACUCACCUGGAAACAUGAUCAUUGAGACAUAUACAGCUACUGAUCCCUGGGUCCAGCUCUCUUGCCAAUGGCAUCAUCACCUUUAACACGAUCAAAUGGUUAAUAGGCUUGGCUGCUGACAAUAUUUUCGAGUCUAGAAUCCAAACUUGGAGCUUCAGAAAAUUUUUCCA
This is a messenger RNA of Coffea arabica (coffee), 642 nucleotides long. Its product is annotated as probable cytokinin riboside 5'-monophosphate phosphoribohydrolase LOGL1. Gene Ontology annotation, biological process: cytokinin biosynthetic process. Gene Ontology annotation, cellular component: nucleus; cytosol. Lineage: Eukaryota; Viridiplantae; Streptophyta; Magnoliopsida; Gentianales; Rubiaceae. The record is from RefSeq and is a predicted model, not a curated record. Gene Ontology annotation, molecular function: hydrolase activity, hydrolyzing N-glycosyl compounds.